UCGAGAGCUCUGACAAACCCACUUCAGUUCUGUGUAAAAUCAGAACUCCUGAAAUGCCCAGGCUGCUCGGCUCUCCCCUCCCCUCCGCCUCGCAGUCUUUCUCACAUGCACACUUCUCAGAGGCAGGAAAUACUUUCCAGGCAAUCUGGGCCUGGUUGUGGAGGCCCCCUUCGCAAAACAUCAGUCUGAAUUUAGUAGACAGAAGUCCCUGGGACCGCCUUGACAGGAUCCGGCUUUAGCCGAGGCUGCCUCCAGCUGCGGAGGGUGUUUUUGUUAGAAUCACACACUGCAUAAAACUGCUUAGAAUAGAGCCAUGAUCUCAACCGCGAAACGUGAACUUAUGUUUUGGAGAAGCUCACAGGGACGGACUUCUUUCCUAGCCUGAGUUCUGAACCGUGUUGUGCCUGGCGCUGCAGCUCCUCCUAGGAGUCUAGGUGGUGAAAUGACAAAACUCACUCUCUUCUAUUCAUGAGUUGGAAAUAAUCUUUCAUCAAGUUCCAUCUGCAUUAACCUCAUAUGGAGCGUAUCUCUCUGUCGGUUGUUAAACUAUGAGGACAUGUCUGUAGCUGUCAGAAAGAGAAGCUGGGAAGAACAUGUGACCGAACGGAUGGGACAGCCUUUUAAUACUGAUAACAGUGACACAGCAUGUCAUCAUGGACUUGUAGCCGACAACUUGCAGGCAAGUAUGGAAAAAGAUGCAACCCUAAAUGUGGACCGUAAAGAGAAGUGUGUCUCACUCCCAGACUGCUGUCAUGGAACGGAGCUGGGAGAUUUUCCCGGGAGGCCCAUGGGUCACGUUUCAAAGAAAAUGAACGAAAAUGACAGCUAUGAAAGUGAAGAUCAGUUUCUUUCUCUGGAGGCCAGCACGGAAACAUUAGUGCAUAUUUCUGAUGAGGAUACUGAUUCUGAUCUGUACCUUACAGAUAAUAAACCGAUUUUAACUUCCCAAGAGCAUAAAAUCUCAGGCCAAAAUAGUGUUGAAGGAGCAGGCUCCUUAGUAAAUACAUUGCCCAUCACAGAAAGUAGCCAUGAUUGCUACAGCUCUUGGGGAAUUGCUGGCAAGGCUGAUUUAGCACUAGCAGGAGAAAAUGGGGAAAGAAAAGUUGUUGACACUGUAAGUAAAAGCCUGGAGCUUUGUGAUGAUAUAAACAUAACUGAAAUUAAAAAUAUGCCCCAAAUAAAUGCAUUUUAUUCUAUGAAUGUGAAAGAUAUUGUGCCUGAGAAGCAAUUGGUGAAUUCUGCUGUAAUUGCUCAACAACGAAGAAAACCUGACUUCCCUAAAGAUGAACAUGAGAAAGACACUGGCCAUGAAUUACAAGACGAGGUCUUGGCCGUUCCUUGUACGGAUGGAGGAUUGCCAUUGUUAAAAGCAGAUUUUGGAAGCUCCCUUCAGCAGCCUCCUUCUGGCUCCAGUGGUGCUGAAAAUGACCUGGAGAAAAGUGGAUUCUCAGAACAUCAAAACAAAGUCCCUUCUGAGGUCAGUGCAGAAGAUGGUGUGCAGUGUUUACUUGUAAAGGACACUCCGGCCACCCAGGAGCCCACCGAUGGCCAAGUCAGACUUCGUAAGAGAAAGGAAAUAAGAGAAGAUCGAGAUAGGGCACGGCUGGACUCCAUGGUGCUGCUAAUCCUGAAACUGGACCAACUCGAUCAGGACAUUGAGAAUGCUCUCAGCACCAACUCCUCCCCAUCCGGCACACCAACGAACCCGCGGAGACAAGUUCCUGAUAUGGCAUCAGGAUCUGAAAAUGGAGCAGAUAUAAUUUCAGCAAAUCAGAUGCAAGCAAAUUUGUCUUCCGAUGCAGAAUCUGCUGAUCUACCAUCUUCCACCUCAGUGACCAAUUCUGGAACCAAACCCAAGGCCAUGCUCUAUGGACAGGACCUGAAGUGAUGCCGUGUGAUGCAGCAGAGGUCCAUAGAAAUGCUUAGAACUGCAAGUCUAGGAAUCCAGCUGUUGCCAAUGCAUUGUGUCGGCUUCACCUCAUCAUCAUCCAGGAAGCCCAGCCACACCAGGCUCCUGUGCUCGCCAUCACAUCCCACUCUCCAGGUCUAAAAGAACCUCUGAGAGCCCUUUCACCAGCCUGGAAUGAGGACACUCACCCUGCAAACCGUGCCCUGUAGUGCAAGUGUGGCGGAGGGCUCCUGUAUACAAAAAUGUUCCUUCAGAACCACUCUCCCUCACACUUCCCGCUCCUGAUCCUAUUAUAACCUGCAGGAGAAUUAAAAGUUCUCUAAUGCAUCCUCCUUCAAAUGCUUUUGCUAGUUCUGGAGCUUGAUCUGUCUUACCACACAUUUUGAUAUCUAAUUUGUCAUCCUAAGGUUUGGGUCAAAACUUUAAUGACUUAUUUCCUGGACUUGCGUCCCAUCCUUUGAUUACAACUUCCAGGAACACAUCUCCUCUCUGCUGCCAUGUGAAAGGAUAAGACACUUUGA
Messenger RNA from Fukomys damarensis (Damara mole-rat), 2430 nucleotides. Its product is annotated as rho GTPase-activating protein 7. Lineage: Eukaryota; Metazoa; Chordata; Mammalia; Rodentia; Bathyergidae. The transcript is spliced from 5 exons. The record is from RefSeq and is a predicted model, not a curated record. The coding region runs from base 557 to 1888 and encodes 443 amino acids.